AGCUUUUAUAUUGGAGGUAGAUAUUAUGAAAACCCAAACGAAUAUUUCGCAUUUUUUACGAAUCAAAAUCAAAUUAUCUUCACUUCACUGUUAUUUGGUCUAUUGGUUAAACUUCAGUCAAGAGAUAUUAAUAAAUAUUGAAGCCGGUAGACCGAAAACAAAUAUAUUAGUUCCAAUUCAUUAUUUCAAAGUGUUUUGCUGAUAAAAUCAUCAUUAAAAUAGGAAGUACAAUUGAAUUCUAUUGUUGACCGAAUGGUAAUUACAUUAAUUUUUCACAGAAGCAAUGAGUCAGUGGUUUUAUCGGUUAUAAAGGGGAUAUGAAACUUGGAGUUAAAACUCAGUUUAUGUAAAAACACUCUUCUAUAAACAUAUUUUUUUUAAAACGCAAUUUUAGAAAAUGCCCGAUAAAAAACAAUUUUUUAUCCUAUCUUGGUUCCUUUGCCUGGUUAGCGCUCAAGAUCUUGUUAAAAAUCUUACGUACGGUGGAUUUUUUUACAAGUGCGCAAAUGAAUCAGUCGAUGUCUUCUUCGACCAGAAAAUAAACACCGAGGUUAAUAUGUACACUUCUGUUGCGGAAAAUGAGCGUUAUGAAGAUAAAAACACAGAGUGCUCUAAAUAUUUUCCAAUGCGAAAACCACCCGGACAAUUGAGAGCAGAGUUUAAAUUUGACCCAUGCUCAAAAGGAAAUCACGAUUUUGCGCUGUUUGUUAAUGAAAUUGCGACUGGAUUUAUUUUACAUCGAUUUAAUAUCAGCUGUUAGAAAAAUUAAUUACAGUCAAAUUUUUAUUUUACUUAUUUAAUUAUUUAAUUUU
Molecule: messenger RNA, 812 nt
Organism: Cotesia glomerata
Lineage: Eukaryota; Metazoa; Arthropoda; Insecta; Hymenoptera; Braconidae
Exons: 2
Coding region: 398-760 (120 amino acids)
Source: RefSeq, a predicted model, not a curated record